AAUAAAAUUGUUUUCCAUGUUGGCAGCAAGAGGGGAAAAAAAUAAAGUUUUGAAUGAAUAGAUAAGCCAAGAAAAAAGAAAAAGGAAUGAUUUGCUAGGUAGCUUCUAAUAUUUCAUAUAUUUAAUACUGUAAUUGACUCUUGUUUUCUAUUUCAACUGAAGUCUCUUUCUCUCUCUAUGGUUUUGUAUGAAAAGAUAGAAAGUUCUGCUUUUGUGUGGAUUGAUUCAUAGCACCACAAAGAACUACAUAUCAUUUAUUUCUUAUGAUUAUUGGCUCUAGCUUCUCAGAAAAAUUGAUGGGAAAGAAGAAAAUUGUGAAGAAGACAAAGGAGUUAUCAGUAGCAAUAGCAGAAUCAUCAGCAAUGAGUGGAGACUCUCAACAACAACAGAUUACUCCUAGGAAAAGAGGAAGACCAAGGAAAAUUAUUGUAAAAGAUGAAGAAGAGGCAACUGGAGAAGUAAAGAAACUCAAAACAAAUGAAGGUGAAGAAUCAGAAAAUAAAGGAGCAGAAGGAGAAAAGAAAGAAGCAGAAGAACAAUCUGAAGAGAAAAAAAAUUUACAGCCACAAAAUCAGCAACCUGCAGCAAGGAGCAGAGCUAGAAGAAAAAGCAAGCCAAGAAAGAGCUGCUAAAAAUCAAUUUCAAGUAUGUCAUUUUCUUUGAAGUAGAGUCUUGACGCAACGGUCAAGUUGUUAUAGGUCACGGGUUCAACCCGUGGAAUCGCCACUGAUGCUUGUAUCAGAGUAGGUUACCUACAUCACACCAAAUGGGGUGCAGUUUUGCCGGACUAUGCGUGAACGAGGGAUGCUUUGUGCAUCGGACUGUUUUUUUUUUUUUUUUUUUCGCCUCAUUUUCUUUGUGGGUAAUUUUUUAUCCUUGUGUUGUUAGGAUUUUUAUUUUAGUAUGUCCAUUUUAACUGUGAGAAACAUUUUGUUAGGAAGGAAAUGGUUAGCUUUUACACUCUGGAUUGAAUUAUUGACUGUAAUGACUUUUGUGUAAAGUGUGCUCAAUUCAAGAAAGUUGGAUAAACACUCUGUA
Messenger RNA from Nicotiana attenuata, 1038 nucleotides. RefSeq lists its product as uncharacterized. The coding region runs from base 264 to 632 and encodes 122 amino acids. The record is from RefSeq and is a predicted model, not a curated record. NCBI's taxonomy places the organism in Eukaryota, Viridiplantae, Streptophyta, Magnoliopsida, Solanales, Solanaceae. The transcript has 2 exons.